CGUGGAUUUCGACUCUUUUUCCCUUCGCCAAUGCAAAAGGAAAUAUGUUGCGAAGCUUCGCCAUCCUCUUCACCAGUUUUCUGGGGAUGAGCUUGGGUCAAGGCUCAAGUUUUCCAAGCAACAUCAAUAUAGGAGGAUUGUUCCCCACCGAAUCGCAUGAAUAUGAGGUUUUUCGGUUCGCCCUGUCCCAUCACCAGGACAUCCCCAAACUGGUGCCGCAGGUGGAUAUGGUCAAGAUGGGAAACAGCUUUUCAAUGACAUACGCCUUCUGCUCCCAGUUCUCCAAAGGGGUGUACGCCAUCAUCGGCUUGUAUGACAGGAAGACCGUGAAUAUGCUCAUGUCUUUCUGCGGGGCCCUUCACGUCUGCUUCGUCACUCCUUCGUUUCCCAUUGAGACCGCCAACCAGUUCGUGAUUCAGCUGAGGCCCGAGUUGCAGGACGCCCUGGUGGGGGUCAUCGAUCAUUACCGCUGGACCAAGUUUGUCUACAUGUACAGCUCCAACUCAGGCCUCUCGGUGCUGCAGAAAGUCUUAGACACAGCAGCGGAGAAGAACUGGCUGGUGACGUCCGUGAAUGUGGAAACCAUGACCGACAACUCUUUCCUCAAAGUGUUUCAGGAUCUGGACAAGAGGAAGGAGGGUCAGAUCAUCAUCGACUGUGAGACCGACCGCCUCACUGGGAUACUCAAGAUGAUUGUGGAUAAAGGAAAAAAUGCAAAGAGCUACCACUACAUCCUGGCUAACCUGGGCUUUCUGGACAUUGACCUGACAGACCUAAGAAAAGGCGGAGCAAACAUCACCGGCUUCCAGCUCGUCAACAACUCUGAGCCCGAGGUCAGCCGCGUGGUCCAGCAGUGGAUGGAGUUUGACAUCAAGGACUCGAAAAUGCCCAAAACUGGACUCAAGUACACUGGUGCUUUGACAUACGAUGGAGUGAAGGUUAUGGCGACCGCAUUUCAAAACUUGAGGAAGCAGAGGAUAGACAUUUCACGAAGGGGCAACGCUGGAGAGUGUCUGGCCAAUCCACCCGCUCCCUGGGGCCAAGGCAUUGACAUACAAAGGGCCCUACAGCAGGUCCGCAUAGAUGGAUUGACUGGGCACAUUCAGUUCAAUGAGAAAGGACGAAGAACCAACUACACAGUCAGCGUCAUGGAGCUGGCGCCGUCUGGACCCAAAAAGGUGGGAUACUGGAAUGAGGAUGAGAAGUACGUCACCACAGCCAGCUCCAUUCGAGGCAUCAAUGACACUUACGGACUGCAGAACCGGACCUACAUUGUCACGACAAUCCUGGAGUCUCCAUAUGUGAUGCUGAAGAAGAACCAUGAGCAGCUGGUGGGGAAUGACAAAUAUGAGGGCUACAUUGUGGAGCUGGCAGCAGAGAUCGCCAAACACGUGGGGUACCAGUACAAACUCAAGAUCGUCUCUGAUGGGAAAUAUGGGGCCCGAGAUCCAGAUUCCAAAAUGUGGAACGGUAUGGUGGGAGAACUGGUCUAUGGGAAAGCGGAUGUGGCUGUAGCUCCUCUCACCAUCACUCUUGUACGCGAGGAGGUCAUCGACUUUUCCAAACCCUUCAUGUCUUUGGGCAUUUCCAUCAUGAUCAAGAAACCCACCAAGUCCAAACCAGGGGUCUUCUCCUUCCUGGACCCCCUGGCAUAUGAGAUCUGGAUGUGCAUAGUCUUUGCAUACAUUGGGGUCAGCGUGGUUCUCUUCCUCGUCAGUCGCUUCAGUCCGUACGAGUGGCAUUCAGAGGACUACGAGGAGGGGGGUGAGCCACAGACCCCCACCCAGCCCUCUGCGUCCAAUGGGGUACAACAGACGCCCACGGUCCCACAGCCCAAUGCUGUUCAGCAGAGUCCAGAGCAGACCAAUGAGUUUGGGAUCUUUAACUCACUCUGGUUCUCACUGGGAGCCUUCAUGCAGCAAGGAUGUGACAUCUCGCCAAGGUCUCUGUCGGGGCGGAUUGUGGGAGGCGUGUGGUGGUUCUUCACCCUUAUAAUCAUCUCGUCCUAUACUGCCAACUUGGCUGCCUUCCUCACUGUAGAGAGGAUGGUGUCUCCUAUAGAGAGCGCUGAGGAUUUGGCCAAGCAGACGGAGAUCGCCUAUGGGACUCUGGACGCAGGAUCCACCAAAGAGUUUUUUAGGAGGUCCAAGAUCGCAGUAUUUGAGAAAAUGUGGUCGUACAUGAAAGCAGCGGACCCCUCAGUGUUUGUGAAGACCACCGAUGAGGGUGUGAUGAGGGUCCGGAAGUCCAAAGGGAAAUACGCCUACCUCCUGGAGUCCACCAUGAACGAGUACAUCGAGCAGAGGAAGCCCUGUGACACCAUGAAGGUCGGUGGGAACCUGGACUCUAAAGGUUACGGCAUCGCCACUCCAAAGGGCUCCCCCCUCAGAAACCCCGUAAACCUGGCAGUCUUAAAACUGAACGAGCAGGGCCUCUUGGACAAAUUGAAAAACAAGUGGUGGUACGACAAGGGAGAGUGCGGCAGCGGGGGCGGGGACUCCAAGGACAAGACGAGCGCUCUGAGCCUCAGUAACGUGGCUGGCGUGUUCUACAUCCUGAUUGGUGGUUUGGGUUUGGCCAUGCUGGUGGCUCUGGUGGAGUUCUGCUACAAGUCUCGGACCGAAUCCCGCCGAAUGAAGCAAUCCAUAAACGACGCCAUGCGCUGCUCCACACUGACCAGGAUGAGCGGGAAUGGGAACGGGGGCGAGAACGGACGAAUCCUCACCCACGACUUCCCCAAAACGGUCCAGACCCUGCCCUGUAUGAGCCACACUGCCAGCAUGGGACUAGGUGCGUCUGGAAUGUGA
This is a messenger RNA of Boleophthalmus pectinirostris (great blue-spotted mudskipper), 2807 nucleotides long. RefSeq names its product glutamate receptor, ionotropic, AMPA 1a (gene gria1a). Gene Ontology annotation, biological process: synaptic transmission, glutamatergic; modulation of chemical synaptic transmission; monoatomic ion transport. Gene Ontology annotation, cellular component: plasma membrane; postsynaptic membrane; dendritic spine. The record is from RefSeq and is a predicted model, not a curated record. NCBI's taxonomy places the organism in Eukaryota, Metazoa, Chordata, Actinopteri, Gobiiformes, Gobiidae. The transcript has 16 exons. The coding region runs from base 45 to 2807 and encodes 920 amino acids. Gene Ontology annotation, molecular function: transmitter-gated monoatomic ion channel activity involved in regulation of postsynaptic membrane potential; AMPA glutamate receptor activity.